This is a messenger RNA of Octodon degus (degu), 2457 nucleotides long. RefSeq names its product UV stimulated scaffold protein A (gene Uvssa). The transcript is spliced from 14 exons. The record is from RefSeq and is a predicted model, not a curated record. The coding region runs from base 345 to 2450 and encodes 701 amino acids. Gene Ontology annotation, cellular component: chromosome. Lineage: Eukaryota; Metazoa; Chordata; Mammalia; Rodentia; Octodontidae. Gene Ontology annotation, molecular function: RNA polymerase II complex binding. Gene Ontology annotation, biological process: response to UV; transcription-coupled nucleotide-excision repair.
GGCGGCGCGCCCGGCCGUGUCUGCGAGGCUGGCCCCGGGUCCCGCGGGCGGCGGCGGGGUUGCAGCGUCAGACGUCGCCGGGGCAGCGCCUCCGCCUUGGGUUAGGGCUGGGCAGUGGCCGUGGGGCCCGCCGCGCGUCGCCGUCGCUUGCUCAGGCCUAGGUCCCUGGCCGCGUCCACCGCUGCCCCGGCGCUGACGCGGCUCACCUUUGGAACUUCCCGGUUCUUCGGAAAGGCUUUGCUGGACUCGCGCCAGUGGCCCGUUGAGUGCUCGUGUUUCCCAGAGUCCCUCCGUGGCAGGGGCUUCGGGACCCCAGUGUCAGGGCGCCUCCCGCAGUGUCGGAUAUGGAUCCGAAACUUCCAAAGUUGGUAGAAGAGCUCACCACUUCAGGAGAACCUCAGCUGCAUCCUGAGAAAAUGAAAGAACUGAAGAAGAUCUGCAAGUCUUCAGAGGAGCAGCUCAGCCAUGCCUACCGCCUGCUGAUGACCCAGCUGAGUCAGGACCAUGCCGAGAUCCGCCUCUCUGCUUUCCAAAUUGUGGAUGAGCUCUUCGCCAGGUCUCACCAGUUCAGGAUGCUGCUCGUUUCCGACUUCCAGGAAUUUCUGGAGCUCACACUUGGGAUGGACCUUGAACAGCCCCUGCCACCUCCCAAGGAGGCAGCCCAGAGGCUGAAGCAGGCAGCCAUGCGCGCUGUGGAAGGGUGGAAUCAGCGCUUCGGUGAGGCCUAUAAGAAGCUAGCCUUGGGCUACCACUUCCUGAGAUACACCAAAAAGGUAGACUUCCAGGAUGUAAAUGCCAGGACUUUGGCAGAAAGAAAGCGGGAAGAGGAAAAGCAGAAGCACUUGGACAGAAUCUACGGAGAGAGAGCCGAGCAGGCUGCAAGGGAGAUGGAAGAGAUGUCUGAGGAGAUCAGCUGCUGUCUCACAGAAGUGGACAACUGCUUCAGGCUGCUCGUGCCCUUGGACCUCAGCCCAAGCCACAGGGCAUCUGCAGGGGAGGUCUCUCAUGCCUCAGGCCCUGCUUGGGCUGGUGGCUCCAACCCCUGGGAUGAGGAGCAGCCAUGCUGCAGCCGAGACCUGCCUGCUUCUGCACACCACCCAGGAGCUGCUGGCAGUGGAGAGGGGCUGCCUCAGGUAGUGCUGGGGGAUCCCUCAGAGGAGGAGGACGAUGACAGCGACCUGGAGGAGUUUGUGCGGAGCCAUGGACUUGGCUCACACAAGUACACGCUGGCUGUGGAGCUGUCCUCAGACAGUCUGAAGGUACAGGAAAACGAAGACAACCUUGCUGUCCUCCAUGCUGCCCGAGAUGCACUCAAGCUGAUCCAGAACAAGUUCCUUCCGGCCGUGAGCUCCUGGGUGCAGCGAUUUACCCGAGUUACGGCCCAUGGUGGACACCUAAAGCGUGCCAUUGACCUGAAAACAGAAUUGGAGCUCAUGCUGCAGAAGUACAAGGAACUCAACAUCGAGGCCGACAGCAGGCAGUGCCAGAUUUUGCCAAGGGACAGGGAUGACGAGGAGGAUGAGGACUUUGUCGAAGUCCCGGAGAAGGAGGGGUAUGAGCCCCACAUCCCCAGCCACCUUCGGGCUGAGUAUGGGCUGGAGCUGGAGGCCCUGCCGCAGACCCUGGAGAAAGACGCGGUUGCAAGCGUUGCUCAGGCGCGGAGAACACAGAGGGAGGAGGAGGUGUCAGACCCCACCUCUGCUGCUGCUCAGCUGUGUCGGCUGCAGGGCUGCCGGCCCCCUGCCCCACCCUCUCCUGCCAGGGCUCCACUGAAGCCUGAAGAGGCCCAGAAGCUGGCUGCAGAGCGAGCCCGGGCACCUGUUGUGCCUUUUGGCGUGGACCUGUGCUACUGGGGCCAGGAACAACAGGUGGCUGGGAAGAUCUUCAAAGCCGACUCCGAGCACCGCUUCUGGAAGCCCAGCGAGGUGGAGGGGGAGGUGGACAGUGCGGACGUCUGUGAACUGCUCCGGAGCCGCCGCAUCACCUUCGCAGGGAAGUUUGAACCCGUGCAGCACCGCUGCCGAGCCCCAAGGCCCGAUGGCCGGCUCUGUGAGCGUCAGGACCGGCUGAAGUGCCCUUUCCAUGGGAAGAUCAUUCCUAGAGACGACGCGGGACAGCCCCUUGACCCAGAGGACAGGAUCCGAGAGCAGCAGCGGCGGUGGCAGCAGCCAAAGUGCCCAGACUGGCAGGACCCCGAGUUCAUGAAGGAUGUGGAGGUGGCCACAGGGGUGGACCUCGGCUCAGCCCGGUGCAGUGGGAAGGGCAAGGAGAAGAGAAGAAAGUACCCAAAGCUCACAGAUGUGCGGGCACAGGCCAGCACCUCACGGGCCCGCCUCAAGAAGAAGAUCUUCUCCAAGGCGGCGGUGCAGAGGGUGGCUGCUGCUAUGAACCACGUGGACCAGAAGAAGCACGAGAAGUUCACAAACCAGUUCAACUAUGCGCUGAACUAGUGCUGGC